Messenger RNA from Phytomonas sp. EM1, 696 nucleotides. The record is from the annotation of a GenBank genome assembly. Lineage: Eukaryota; Euglenozoa; Kinetoplastea; Trypanosomatida; Trypanosomatidae.
AUGCUCGGCCGCGAUGAGCUCCCUCACCCCUUACCGCUUACCGUGAAUCUCAUCUACGACGUCGACGACGCGGCGGUGGCGAAACACGUGCCCUGCGCGCAUCUCGCGGCGCACGGGAUUUGUCAUCGCAAAGGGCGCGUCGGUGCGCGGAAUCCUUCGACGGCGACUUCCGAACGAAACGAUUCCCCUCCUCCCCCGCCGUCGCCUUCGGAGGUCGGGGGGAUUCCGAGUCUUCGUUGGGUGAAGCCGCGGACAAGCCGAUCGGCGCGGUUCGGCGCGUCACGCGGGGGAUCGGCGAGGAGGGAGUUGCCCACCCUCCAGGAGGCUCCCCUUCGCGUGCUGGAGCCUUCUUUUGCGUUGGUGGAGCCUCGGGUGCGGGGGAAUCCGAUGAUCGGGAGUACGAUCAGUCGGGAAAAGCGGGAGCGACGCUUCGCCGGCGCCCACGCCGAAUCGGAAAGCGAAACCGCAGGAGUGGGAGGGGUAGGAGGAGGAGCAGGAGGACCCCUUGGAGUUCAUUCCCCUUCGCGAUUUGGGAGUUACCGUCCGAGCGUGACGCCCGCGGGGCAACGGGGCAGCCACGCCCCCGCGGUGGAUGAUAUGUUCAGCCUUAUCACUCCCAAGGUGAAGUCGAUUCCGCAGUUUGAUAAGCAGGUGCCGCGGGAGAGUCCGGUGAUCUCGCAUAACCGCCUAUUGUAA